Messenger RNA from Pimephales promelas (fathead minnow), 1410 nucleotides. RefSeq names its product E3 ubiquitin/ISG15 ligase TRIM25. The record is from RefSeq and is a predicted model, not a curated record. NCBI's taxonomy places the organism in Eukaryota, Metazoa, Chordata, Actinopteri, Cypriniformes, Leuciscidae.
GUGGAACAUGAUAUGUAGGGAGAGAGAGAGCAGAAACUGACUGUAACACAGACAAUUAUUCGUUCAGAUAAGUGUGUGAAAUGGCAGAGGUGUGUUUCAAAGACCUUGAUCCAUUCAACUGUCCCAUCUGUCUGGAUGCACUCCAGGAUCCAGUGACGAUUCCCUGCGGACACAAUUACUGCAUGGGCUGUGUUAAAGACUAUUGGGAUAAAAAGGGUGGCAAAGAUGGUGGUUACAGUUGCCCUCAGUGCAGGAAGACCUUCUCACCUCGGCCAGUUCUCAACAAAAACACCAUGUUUGCUGAAGUGGUGGAGCGGUUUAAAAACACAGGACUUCAGGAUUCUCCUCCCACACAUUACAAUGGACCUGGACACACGGUGAGAGAAAUCUGCACUGCCAAAAAACUCAAACCUUUGAAGAUGUGUCCAGAAAGCGAGGAUUCAUCCUGUAAGAUUCACCUAAGAUAUCAUAACAAUGACUAUCCCAGAGAAAAGCGCACAGUGAUUGUUGUAAGUGGGGAAUCUAAAGGAAAUAUUUGCUCAAGGCACAACAAACCAUUGGGAGACCAACAGUUCAUCUGCCCCCUGUGUCUUGAUGAAGUCCAUCAAGGACAUAAAGUGUUUUCAGGGGCACCUGAGAAGACAAAAACGCUCAGGAGUAAAGAGAAAACAACUGGACAUGGUAGGAGACCAUCUCAUAAGAGGGUUCAUGGUACUGAGCAUAGACAUGGGCAUCGGAGUGGACAUACCCGAGGCUCACGUGUUAAAAGAGGCCAUGAAACACACAGUAGUGGACACAGAGGUAAUCGUAAUUCACAUGGGCACAGUCAUGGUGCUGGACACAGAAAGAAAAGAUUGGGAAUUAUGUUCAUGACAGAAACUGGCACUAAAAAGACCACUGUGGAAAACACUAGAGUGCUUUGAGGAGCCUUGAGUUUGACUACAGAGUUGUAGAUGCCAUGUUUUCUAGAGGAAUGUUGCUUUACUAGAUUCAGGCGUCGACUGAAAAUCUCAAGCAUCCCAUUUCUUUUUGAAUAACAGCUAUCCAUUUCUGGAAACAUUUAAUUAGUAUUAAUGAACAUGAUUUUUUGCUGAUAUUUUUUAACAAUUCAAUGUUGAGUGUUUUUAACAAGUUUAACAGCAAGAAAACUUGAAACACUUAAAACAACUUAGAUUACAUCUCAUUAAUCUUCAAGACUUCAUACUAGAUAAGUUUCCUGAAUGUCGUAUCAGAUUCUUUAUCAAGGAUAUAUAUAUAUAUAUAUAUAUAUAUAUAUAUAUAUAUAUACAAACAUUGCACUCACAUUAACAAUCAAUUUCUAGCCAAUGUUUCGACAUAUUAUAUGUAGUAAGGAAAUUCCCACUGCAUUUCCUAGCCUGAUUUUUUUAUUAUUAUUAUUUCCAGGUUAUC